Messenger RNA from Solanum verrucosum, 841 nucleotides. RefSeq lists its product as uncharacterized. Bases 97 to 759 code for a protein of 220 amino acids. Gene Ontology annotation, cellular component: ESCRT I complex. The record is from RefSeq and is a predicted model, not a curated record. Gene Ontology annotation, biological process: ubiquitin-dependent protein catabolic process via the multivesicular body sorting pathway. Lineage: Eukaryota; Viridiplantae; Streptophyta; Magnoliopsida; Solanales; Solanaceae. The transcript has 5 exons. Gene Ontology annotation, molecular function: ubiquitin binding.
UCAAACCUCCGAGUUCCAGUAGAUUCCUCUGGCAUCGGUUUCAUUUUCCUUCUCUUCCAAGCUCUGCUGCUUUUCUGAUCGGAAUCAGUGAACGCCAUGGAAUACGAUUUCAGGAACAGAACAGGACCUCCUUACGAUACACAAUCGCCGAUGUACGGCAGGGCAGCUACCGGAGCUCCACAUCCACAUCCGAACCCACAGCCACAUCCAAUGUACGGACAAGCUCCCGGACUCUAUCCUAGGCCUGGUCAACACUCCGGCGGCCGGAACCCUCCUUUCCAUCACACGCCUCCUCCGUCUUCAAACACUGGAAUUGGCAUCAGAGUUGCUAUUAAACCCGAAUAUCGGAUUACACCUCCGCCUCAAUUGUCAACACAAGUGGGAGAAAUUCCCCGAAGCACAUUCAACUUUGAUUUUGACCUUGAGAAAAAGAUUUUGGCUGAAGCAGAAAAGGAAAGCCAGAACUGGAGCAGGCUAGGGCUGGAAAAUCUUCCACCUAGAAUGCCAGAACAAACUAACAUGGGAUACACUGGAGAUCCUAUGAUGAACAAAUACGCAACAUCUGGUUUCAAUAGAGAGGCUGUGGCAAUAGCAGUUGCAAAUUAUGGAGAUAAUCCUAUCAAGGUCAAGGAAUUUGUGGAGGGAUAUACUCUCUUGAAGGAGAUGGGAUUCUCAUCUAACAGUGUUGCAGAUGCUUUACUGAUGAAUGACAACGAUAAAGAUAAGGCAGCAGCUCAAUUGCUUGGCAAUUCAUCAUAAUAAUUUUAUUGAGCAUGUAAUGUAAUGAAUGUGUCAAUACAUUAUAAUUCAAACCUUAUAAUUCCAUUGUAAAUGUAUGUUU